ACAUGUAUUUUUACACUGUUGACUUCUCUGUCGUCAUCCUGGUUUUUAACUUAAUUUUAGUCACUUGUUUUUCAUAUGCGUAUCUGUAAUUCAUUACUGCACGCUUAAAUCGGAAAUUUAAGUAACUCUAUAAAUGCGAUGGUUUUAAAAGGACUACUCUCUUUAAACUUUCAACAAUAGUUAACGUAUGUGGUUAAUAGGAAGUAAUCUUAAUCACUGGAGCGCUCGCAGUGAAGGAGAAAAAUUGUUUUAUCAGAGUUAAAAUAAUUCUACUGAAUAUAAAAUUCUUGUAUUUGUAUAUGUUUGUAGAAAGUCAUACUUAUUUAAUUCAUGUGCCUUAUAUUAAAAAGUGCGUGGAAAGUGUAAGUGUUGUGAUUAUAUGAAGACAUUGAUGAAGAAAUUUAUUAAUUACUCGACAAUGGAUUAUAGCUUUUGGAGGCACAAUCAAAGGGAAUAGACAAACAUAGCUUAGAUCUCAACGAACAACUGAAUUAUGAGAUGAAAUAAACAUACAAGGAUUGUGAACAUGGCUACAGCAGCGCCGACAAACAACCGAGUUUAUCUUUACCGUUUACUAACGCUUAACACAGACAGCGGAACACUAGUUGUUAGGAAUUUAAUUGACGAGAGAUGCUCUAAUACUCCACUAACAACCGUUUUGGCUCGUGAAAGAAGAGUUAUAAACAACUUGAGGACAAAGAGUAAAAUAACGAAGGUUCAGUUUGAUUUGCUGUAUCCGCAAAAUGGCAUUCCUACAACGGCAGAUUUUGACCUUACACUUGCUAUAUGCUUGCUAAGGAGCCUGAAACAUUUUGGGUUAAAUCCCAAGUACAACUGGAAUGUUACCCCUCCGCCAGGAGAUAUUUCACAAGAAGCAGAUUUAUAUCGUUUGCGAAUGUAUCGCAAUGAAUUUGCGCAUAUAUCCUCGACAGUAGGAAUUCAAGAGGCUGAUUUUGUAGCUAAAUGGGAUGAUAUAGAAAGGGCUCUCCAUAGACUGAACAGCUUAGUGCAAAAUCCUGUUAAGAACCUACAACAAAUUAUUGAUGAUUGCAAAACUGGUCCUCUUGAUCCUGAAGCAGAAAACGAAAUAGAAAAACAAAUAGAGAAGAUGCAAAAAAUGGAGGGAAAAUUAGAAGAAAAAGUGCAAAAUAUGGAGAAAGGUGUUGCAGACGUAAAGGAAGAUAUCAACACUGUAUCGAAAAGGGUUGAUGAACUGGAAAAGCAAAAGGAGUCAGAAGGAACGCAAAAAGCAGUAAGAGAUGAGACGCCAAGUUUACUUCAAAGAUUAUAUAGACAGUUAACAUACCCGAAACGAAAGAAAGGUAAUGUAACUUCAGUAAUAAUAAACCUUAAGCUUUUCCUUAUAUCAGUUGCCCACAAACAAUACUAGUAAAGAGAACUUCGCUCAAAACAUUUUUGAUUAUUGCAAAGGCUAUAGAAAGAUAGGAAGCGAACUAGACUUUUCCUCUAUGAAACAUUAAAUCUAUUUAUAUGUAUGCUUCUGAAUUCUGGAUAUAGUACCUGCAAUAGAAAAUGACUGGUUUCAGACAUGAUCUUUCCAGCUUCAUGAGCACGACAUUAUCGAUGUGAGCUAUUGUGGACCACUCACUUUAUGUCGUUCGUUAGUUGGAUCCUAUACUUCUGUUCAUAUAACAAUACUUCUGGCUGAAACCGUUGGGUUGAGGUUGUUAAAACUUGGCAUAUACCCAUGUUUUUCAAACGGUAUAUUUUCAUUGCACUCCUUCAUCAAAUGUCAUUCAGUUAAGUUCGUGAAAAAUUCGUCUGGCGGUAAUAAGAUUUAUUGACAUUAUCCUAUAACUUUGAAACAUGGCGGGGUAAUGAAUGCCAAUAUUUGGUCUAAACUUCCUUACUUGCGACUGUUGUCACUGUCGUUUUUAUUUUGUGUCUUUUGUCCUGGUCAUCUUUUUGUAUAUUUUUUGUGUAAUUAUCUUUUACCGAUUCAUACUUAUAAUGAUGUAUGGUUUCGUUGAGUUAAUAAUUGCUGAAGUGAGAAAUGGUUGAGAGAAUAUAAUUUCAGCAAAACAUUAUUUCAGCAUAGGAAAAAGAAAGACACAUUAAUACAAUAAACUUUUUUCACCACGUCUGUUAGAAAUAUAUGCGUCACAGGUAUAAGUAAAUAUUGCCUAUCACUGUUUUUUGUAUGCAUU
Molecule: messenger RNA, 2168 nt
Organism: Mercenaria mercenaria
Lineage: Eukaryota; Metazoa; Mollusca; Bivalvia; Venerida; Veneridae
Product: E3 ubiquitin-protein ligase DZIP3-like
Exons: 5
Coding region: 527-1390 (287 amino acids)
Source: RefSeq, a predicted model, not a curated record